This is a messenger RNA of Zophobas morio, 2015 nucleotides long. RefSeq lists its product as uncharacterized. The record is from RefSeq and is a predicted model, not a curated record. Gene Ontology annotation, biological process: L-proline biosynthetic process. The transcript has 9 exons. Lineage: Eukaryota; Metazoa; Arthropoda; Insecta; Coleoptera; Tenebrionidae. The coding region runs from base 92 to 1000 and encodes 302 amino acids. Gene Ontology annotation, molecular function: pyrroline-5-carboxylate reductase activity.
ACUGGACGUUUAGCAUGGUCAAACUAACCUCACUUAGAGCAACAUUAACGGGUUAUUGCUAAUUAUUGUGUAACAAUAGUUAAUAGUUAAAAUGACUCUGCUCAACGUUAUUGUAAAAAUUUCGAGGAAUGGUUUAACCCAAAACGUCCGAACCUUAUGCACCAUCCCACCCAUCAAAAUAAAAAAGAAACUGGGCUUUAUUGGGGACGGCAACAUGUCGAAAGCCCUCUGCAGAAGCAUCCAACAAAAAGGCCUCAUCGACUACUCCCAGGUUUUUGUGUCAAGCCCCUACAUCCAAAAUUUGACAGUGUGGAAAGACGCCGGUGCCAACAUCACCACCAACAACUCAGAAGUAGCCGAAAAAGCCGACAUAAUCUUUUUGGCCGUAAAACCCCACCUACUGAACGAAAUCCUGGAUAAGAUUAUCCAAGACUCGAAAAACCGCCCCAUUAAGAAUAAACUCUUCCUGUCGAUUUUGGCGGGAAUUAAACUGAACGAACUGGAAGAGAAAAUCCAGCACUUUUCUGGGUCGAGGGUGGUCCGAGUUAUGCCCAACACACCCAUGGUCGUGGGCGAAGGUUGCACUAUAUACUGUCCCGGCCACAAUGUAACCCAAGACGAUCUUUCUCUCAUCCAGUCACUGUUAGAAGUGACAGGACUUUGUGAACAGCUGCCGGAAAAAAUGAUCAACGCUCUAGCGGCGAUUUCGAGUAGCGGGCCUGCGUUUGUCUACUUGUUUAUAGAGGCGCUAUCAGAUGGUGGCGUCCGCAUGGGUCUUCACAGAGAAAUGGCGACUAAGUUUGCCGCUCAGACUGUUCUGGGGGCGGCGAAAAUGGUCCUAGAGACUGAUAAACACAUGGGGAUUUUAAAAGACGAGGUGUGUUCGGCUGGGGGGAUGACCAUUGCUGGAAUACACGCUCUGGAACGGGGUGCUGUGAGGGGGCAUGUGAUGAGUGCCGUGGAGGCGGCGGCUAAGCGAGCAGACGAACUGGCCAAAUAAGCAGAAACUCCUAUGAAAUAUUAUUGUUACUCCAAAAAAUAAAUAAAACAAAAAUAAGUUACAAUGUGUGUCAAUACUUAAACAAAACAAAUAAAAACUCAAUAUAAUUGCUCUAAAUUACUAUCUAUCGCUACGAUUCUCCCAUCGAAGAUAAAAACCACUUUAUCAAUUCCGAGUCGCUUUAGUUUUUGUUGUGUUAUUAACACCGACUUCCUAAUCCACAAUGAACACGUAUUUAACCAUUAUGUUACCCAUUUCGGGGAUAUAUUUCAUAGUUAUGGUGGUCAUACUGUGGGCGUACAUAAAAGCGAAAAGAAAAUACAAAAAAAUGAUAAAAGAUGGUUUUUACUUCAUUUGGAACCGUGGAAGCUUUCUGGGUGUGUCUCCAGAAACGGCUGAGCUAAUGGGGCUAACGGCGCACCUGGAUACCGCUAACAGUAACAUAGCGAGUCAGCUAUAAAAUUUUGACUCAUUCUCUUAAUCGCUUCAUCGCUGUUAAUUUUUUAUCAUUAGAGAUAAAAGAUAAGGGUAAUUAGAUAGAACUAAUUCUAAGUGUACUGAUACUGUUUGACGCAAUAAAAAUGGAGUUUUUGUAAAGCGUUCGUUUAAAUUCCCAAAAUGGAACUGUAUAUUAUAGUGCUUCUUCCGAUUUCAUCUAUAUUUUUGUUGUGUAUGUUGGUGCUAUUGAUUUUGUAUGAAAGAGUGAAGCGGCAGACACUGCAGAUGAUAAGUGGAGGUUACUAUUUCAUUGCCAAGGGCGACAGUUACUUAGGUAUACCCCCUGAGGUUGUCGAAGAAGCUGGUUUGAUGGGUCCAAAUACGAACAACAAUCAAAGAACAACUAAUUCGUGAUAAAAUGUGUAGGAACCUCACGUGACAUACCAAUACAGGUGUACAACUUUAAUUUUUAAUGAUCUUAUUAACAUGACUUCAAGGCAAUUUUGUCCUUGUGCGUAAUUUAAUUUUUUCUUUAUACUUAUAAUCAACCAUAUCUUAAUAAAUCUCAUAUCUGUGA